This is a messenger RNA of Linum tenue, 1605 nucleotides long. The record is from the annotation of a GenBank genome assembly. NCBI's taxonomy places the organism in Eukaryota, Viridiplantae, Streptophyta, Magnoliopsida, Malpighiales, Linaceae.
AUGGACCCAAAGGCCGUGAAAUCCGACCUCGUCCUAAUCCUCGACUAUGGCUCGCAAUAUACCCACCUCAUCACUCGCCGGAUUCGCGCUUUCAACACCUUCUCGCUCUGCAUUUCCGGCACCUCCACCCUCGACGCCAUCACUUCCCUGAACCCCAAGGUCGUCAUUCUGUCCGGGGGCCCGCACUCCGUCCACACGGCCGACUCGCCCAGCUUCCCUGAUGGGUUUGUGGACUGGGCGCUGGAAAACCGCGUUUUCGUGCUGGGAAUCUGCUACGGGCUGCAGCUGAUUGUGCAGAAGCUGGGAGGGGAAGUGAGGGUUGGGACGGAGCAGGAGUAUGGGAAGAUGGAGAUUGAAGUGGUGGGGAAUUCGGGUAUUUUCGGGAAUAAGAAGGUUGGGGAUAAGCAGGUGGCUUGGAUGAGCCAUGGCGACGAGGCUGCUCGCUUGCCGGAAGGCUUUGAAUUGGUGGCCAAGAGCCAGCAAGGGGGAGUUGCAGCUCUUGAAAAUCGGGAAAAGAGGUUUUACGGGUUGCAGUAUCACCCGGAGGUGUCUCAUUCGCCGGAGGGCAUGGACACAUUACGGCAUUUCCUGUUUGAUAUUUGUGGAGUGGCAGCUGGUUGGAACAUAGAAGAUGUCUCGGAGGAAGAGAUCAAGGCGAUUAAAGGAACAGUAGGUCCUGAAGAUCAUGUUAUUUGUGCUUUAUCUGGUGGUGUUGAUUCCACAGUUGCUGCAACACUGGUUCAUAAGGCAAUCGGUCAUAGGCUUCAUUGCAUUUUUGUUGACAAUGGUCUAUUGAGGUAUAAGGAGAGAGAACGAGUGAUGGAAACAUUUGAGAAGGAUCUUCAUCUCCCUGUUACUUGUGUCGAUGCUUCGGAACAGUUUCUUAGUCAUUUGAAGGGCGUGACAGAUCCCGAGAUGAAAAGGAAGAUAAUUGGGAGGGAAUUCAUUAACAUCUUUGAUAUUUUUGCCCAUGAUUUGGAGCAAAAGCUAGGGACGAAACCUGCUUACCUUGUCCAAGGAACUUUGUAUCCAGAUGUCAUUGAAUCUUGCCCACCUCCUGGCUCAGGAAGAACUCACUCACACACAAUCAAGAGUCAUCAUAAUGUUGGAGGACUCCCGAAGGACAUGAAGUUGAAGCUCAUUGAGCCUCUUAAGCUUCUAUUUAAAGAUGAGGUCCGCGAGUUAGGAAGGAUCUUAGAUGUUCCUGUGGGAUUCCUGAAGCGUCACCCUUUCCCUGGGCCUGGUCUUGCAGUAAGAGUGUUGGGUGAUGUAACUCAGGGCAAUGCCUUGGAUGUCCUACGCCAGGUGGAUGAGAUUUUCAUCCAGUCCAUCAAGGAUGCUGGACUUUACGAUACCAUUUGGCAAGCUUUUGCAGUUUUCCUGCCUGUGAGAACUGUUGGAGUUCAAGGGGAUCAAAGAACACAUUCUCAUGUCGUUGCCCUUAGAGCCGUUACAAGUCAAGAUGGAAUGACAGCCGAUUGGUAUUACUUUGAACACAAGUUCCUGGAUGAUGUUUCCCGCAAAAUCUGCAACAGUGUACGCGGAGUGAACCGAGUUGUUCAAGAUAUUACAUCAAAGCCUCCAUCAACAAUUGAGUGGGAGUGA